CGAGCCUCAUGACACCUGCUUUGUGUACUCCAGGCAACUGAGGGACCUAGAGAGCUCAGCUGGCUGUCUAAAAGCUGCGGGUGGUAACGGAACCAGAGAAAGCUAGAACAUCUCAUUUCUCCGCGGGACUGAGAUCUUGCAGGCAGUCCAAGUAGAGGUCACGAGGGGCAAGCAAGGUAGUCCAAGAAUGGUUGAGGUCUGAGAAGGUGGUCAUUCUCUCUGAACCCUGGAAAAUCUCCUUGACAUUUUUCACACUUUGAAGCAGCUGCAGCUGGUGUCGUCGGAAAAGGGGGUGGGAGGAAAGAGAGGGGGCGGGGAGAGUGGGGAGUCACAGGCGCGAGCCAGGAGCAGCGCCUCGUCUGCCAAUCCUGGCACCUGUGCGCCAAGCCGCGGCACCGCGGAGGACCCCGCUCCUGGCCAACCCCGGGCUCCGAGCCACGGCCACCCAGCCUCUGGGCCAGCGCGAUCUGCAGCCGCCCACCCAGGACCCCCACCGCUACCCGCAACUGCGGGAGCGCAGGAACCCAGCUAGUGCUUGCUGUGCCUCGGGCCACGGGGUUCCUCGCCCCUUCAGAGGCUUCGCGGCCGGCCCGGGCAGCAGCCGAGUUGGGUACACGAUUCGCCCGCGCUGCCGUUCUCUUCUCCACCCAGGAUUUAUUGUCUGUGGAGCCUUCUGGGGGCGGGGAGGGAGCUGCGCCUCCGCCGCCGCCGCCGCCGCCGCCACUGCUGCUGUUACGGUCGCUAGCGCGGCGCUCUGGGCGGGUGGAGGCCGGGGACUGGCCGCAGUGGUGCUCCGGGCGGGCUCCCGGCUCCCCAGGGGCACCUCUCCAUCCCUGCACCUGAAGGGCAGUGGCACCAUGGUCUGACACCGCAUCUGCCCGGAGUUCCCUUUGCCUUUGCUUCGGAGGACUCCCCUACUGGCUUCACUGCGGACCCCAGAGCACUUUAAGGAGUAACCCUCGGCAGCUGCAAGGCCUUCGCUCCCUGGACCCUCAUGGGUAGUUUCUGCUUCCGGCGAUGAUGGAGAGCCUAAUACGGGGAAGGAAUCCCCCACAAUAUCAGAGAAGUCCUUGUAAGGAGGCUCGUGCAGCACUUCGGAAGAGGCCAGAAGAGGAGUGAGCCCGCUACAUGAAAAGAAUGCAAGUCAAAGUGCCCACAGCCUAGAAGUCUUCAGAGACAGGAGUAACUAGCAAUGCAGUGCCUGGAGAUGACCACCAAACGGAAGCUCAUUGGCCGCCUCGUGCCAUGCCGCUGCUUCCGAGGCGAGGAAGAGAUCAUCUCAGUGUUGGAUUACUCCCACUGCAGCCUGCAACAGGUGCCCAAGGAGGUCUUCAACUUCGAACGGACACUAGAAGAGCUAUAUCUGGAUGCCAAUCAGAUUGAGGAGCUGCCAAAGCAAUUAUUCAACUGUCAAGCUCUACGGAAACUAAGCAUUCCUGAUAAUGACCUCUCAAGUCUGCCGACCUCCAUUGCUAGCCUAGUUAAUCUGAAAGAACUCGACAUCAGUAAAAACGGUGUACAAGAAUUUCCAGAAAACAUAAAGUGCUGUAAGUGUUUAACCAUUAUUGAAGCCAGUGUCAAUCCCAUUUCUAAACUACCCGAUGGCUUCACGCAGCUUCUUAACCUGACCCAGCUCUACCUGAAUGACGCCUUCCUUGAAUUUCUUCCAGCUAAUUUUGGAAGACUUGUCAAAUUGCGAAUCUUGGAGUUAAGAGAAAAUCACUUGAAAACUCUACCAAAGUCAAUGCACAAGCUGGCCCAGCUGGAAAGACUUGACCUAGGCAAUAAUGAAUUCAGCGAGCUGCCUGAAGUUCUGGAUCAAAUACAGAAUUUGAGGGAGCUUUGGAUGGAUAACAAUGCAUUGCAAGUGCUGCCUGGGUCUAUAGGGAAGUUAAAGAUGUUGGUAUACCUGGAUAUGUCAAAAAACAGGAUAGAAACAGUUGACAUGGAUAUUUCUGGAUGUGAAGCCCUCGAGGACCUCUUACUAUCAUCCAAUAUGUUGCAACAGCUGCCUGACUCAAUAGGAUUGCUGAAAAAGUUAACAACUCUAAAAGUAGAUGACAAUCAACUUACAAUGCUACCCAACACAAUCGGAAACUUAUCUUUAUUAGAAGAAUUUGACUGCAGCUGCAAUGAGUUGGAGUCCCUCCCUCCCACCAUUGGUUACCUGCACAGCCUGCGAACCUUAGCAGUCGAUGAGAAUUUCCUCCCAGAGUUGCCCAGAGAAAUUGGAAGCUGUAAGAAUGUCACCGUUAUGUCUCUACGCUCCAAUAAGCUAGAAUUUCUUCCUGAAGAAAUUGGGCAGAUGCAGAGACUGCGUGUCUUAAAUCUAAGUGAUAAUAGGUUGAAGAACUUGCCAUUCUCCUUCACCAAACUCAAAGAACUUGCAGCAUUGUGGCUUUCUGACAAUCAGUCCAAGGCCCUUAUCCCUCUGCAAACAGAAGCCCAUCCAGAAACUAAGCAAAGAGUACUGACCAACUACAUGUUUCCCCAGCAGCCCCGUGGUGAUGAAGAUUUCCAGUCAGACAGCGACAGCUUCAACCCCACCCUGUGGGAGGAGCAGAGACAACAGCGCAUGACUGUUGCCUUUGAAUUUGAGGAUAAAAAAGAAGAUGACGAAAGUGCUGGGAAAGUUAAGGCUCUCUCCUGCCAAGCCCCCUGGGACAGGGGCCAGCGUGGGAUUACUCUCCAACCUGCCAGGCUGUCUGGCGAUUGCUGCACACCAUGGGCCAGGUGUGAUCAGCAGAUCCAAGAUAUGCCCGUCCCCCAGAGUGACCCCCAGCUGGCAUGGGGUUGUAUAAGUGGCCUCCAGCAGGAGAGGAGCAUGUGUGCUCCAUUGCCAGUGGCAGCACAAUCCACCACUCUUCCCUCUCUAAGUGGCAGACAGGUUGAAAUAAACCUAAAACGAUAUCCAACUCCUUACCCAGAGGAUUUAAAGAAUAUGGUAAAAUCUGUUCAAAAUCUGGUGGGUAAGCCAAGCCAUGGAGUGCGUGUUGAGAACUCAAAUCCAACAGCUAACACGGAGCAAACUGUGAAAGAAAAGUUUGAACACAAGUGGCCGGUGGCCCCAAAGGAGAUUACAGUGGAGGAUUCUUUUGUUCAUCCAGCUAAUGAAAUGAGGAUUGGGGAACUUCACCCUUCAUUAGCUGAGACCCCUCUGUACCCACCCAAACUUGUUCUUCUAGGGAAGGACAAAAAAGAAUCAACUGAUGAGUCUGAAGUUGACAAAACUCACUGUCUGAAUAACAGUGUCUCCUCAGGCACCUACUCAGACUACUCGCCCUCCCAAGCUUCCUCGGCAUCCUCUAACACCCGGGUGAAAAUGGGGUCCUUGCAGACAACAUCUAAAGAUGCCGUCCAUAACUCUUUGUGGGGUAACAGGAUUGCACCACCUUUCCCACAGCCUCUAGAUGCAAAGCCAUUACUCAGCCAACGCGAGGCUGUCCCUCCAGGGAACCUCCCCCAGCGUCCCGAUCGGCUGCCAAUGAGUGAUGCUUUCCCUGACAACUGGACCGAUGGCUCCCAUUAUGACAACACAGGUUUUGUCUCCGAGGAAGCCACAGGCGAGAAUGCCAACAAUAACCCUCUCCUAAGCUCCAAGGCUAGAAGCGUACCUGCUCAUGGGCGCAGGCCUUUAAUCAGGCAAGAGAGGAUUGUCGGCGUUCCCCUGGAACUGGAACAAUCCACACACAGACACACACCAGAAACAGAAGUGCCUCCUUCCAAUCCCUGGCAGAAUUGGACCAGAACCCCCAGUCCAUUUGAAGACAGGACUGCUUUUCCUUCCAAAUUAGAAACAACCCCUACUACCAGUCCCUUGCCUGAAAGAAAAGACCACAUGAAGGAGUCUACAGAGACACCAGGUCCUUUCUCUCCAGGAGUGCCAUGGGAGUACCACGACCCCACCCCCAACAGGAGUCUCGGUAAUGUCUUUUCGCAAAUCCACUGCCGCCCAGAUUCGUCUAAAGGUGUUAUUGCAAUUAGCAAAAGCACAGAGAGGCUUUCCCCGCUCAUGAAAGAUAUAAAGUCCAACAAGUUCAAAAAGUCCCAGAGUAUUGAUGAGAUUGACGUCGGUACCUACAAGGUCUAUAACAUUCCACUAGAAAACUAUGCCUCUGGAAGUGAUCACUUAGGAAGCCACGAGCGGCCAGACAAGUUCUUGGGACCAGAGCAUGGCAUGUCCAGUAUGUCCAGGAGCCAGUCGGUACCCAUGCUGGAUGACGAGAUGCUCAUGUAUGGAAGUAGUAAAGGCCCACCCCAACAAAAAGCAUCUAUGACUAAGAAGGUCUAUCAGUUUGACCAAAGCUUCAAUCCACAAGGAGCGGUGGAAGUAAAAGCAGAGAAGAGGAUUCCACCCCCUUUUGCACACAAUUCUGAGUAUAUACAGCAGCCCAGUAAAAACAUCGCCAAGGAUCUGGUCAGCCCCAGAGCCUAUAGAGGAUACCCACCUAUGGAGCAGAUGUUUUCCUUUUCCCAGCCAUCUGUAAAUGAGGAUGCCAUGGUGAAUGCUCAAUUUGCCAGCCAGGGGCCCAGGGCAGGCUUCCUAAGGAGGGCUGACUCCCUGGCCAGCUCCACUGAGAUGGCCAUGUUCAGAAGAGUCAGUGAGCCCCACGAGCUGCCCCCUGGUGACAGGUAUGGCAGAGCAGCCUAUAGGGGAGGGCUGGAAGGCCAGAGCAGCGUUUCAAUGACUGAUCCCCAAUUCCUCAAGAGGAAUGGCAGGUACGAAGAUGAGCACCCUUCAUAUCAAGAAGUGAAAGCGCAGGCGGGAAGUUUUCCUGCUAAAAACCUUACCCAGAGGAGGCCGCUGUCUGCCAGGAGCUACAGCACAGAGAGUUACGGGGCCUCCCAAACCAGGCCAGUUUCAGCUAGGCCUACCAUGGCAGCCCUCCUGGAAAAAAUACCAUCUGACUAUAACUUGGGUAACUAUGGUGACAAGACAUCAGAUAACAGUGAUAUAAAGACAAGGCCCACCCCUGUGAAGGGAGAGGAGAGCUGUGGCAAAAUGCCGGCAGACUGGAGACAGCAGCUGCUUAGACAUAUAGAAGCUAGAAGGUUAGACAGGGCAGGCAGCCACAUUCAGACCUUGAUGGGGUCACAGAGCCUUCAGCACCGCAGCCGGGAGCAGCAGCCAUAUGAAGGGAACAUCAACAAAGUGACCAUUCAGCAGUUUCAGUCACCAUUGCCCAUCCAGAUCCCCUCAUCACAAGCCACCCGGGGACCUCAGCCUGGACGGUGCUUAAUUCAAACGAAAGGGCAGAGGAGCAUGGACGGUUAUCCUGAACAGUUCUGUGUGAGAAUAGAAAAGAACCCUGGGCUUGGAUUUAGUAUCAGCGGUGGAAUUAGUGGGCAAGGAAAUCCUUUCAAACCUUCUGACAAGGGUUCAGCCUGACGGACCAGCAUCCAACCUACUACAGCCCGGGGAUAAAAUUCUUCAGGCAAAUGGACACAGUUUUGUGCAUAUGGAACAUGAAAAGGCUGUUUUACUACUGAAGAGCUUCCAGAACACAGUAGACCUAGUUAUCCAACGUGAGCUCACUGUCUAAAUGUUUUUAUAAAUAGUGAAGAUAUGUCAGGCCAGAGCUAAUGUUUAAAAAUAAAUUUAUACAUAGAAACAAAUUUUGCCAGUUGCUGGACCAAUGGCAAACAUCAGUGCCAGGUGUAUAAUAUUGUACGUUAGCCUUGACCACCCUGAAAAAUGUUACUUAUAAACACGGCGUUUGCGCGUGGUUCUGUAUCAGUUCCAGCGGCAGCCUCUGGCUGUGCAUUGGUGCGGUUUUGUUUCUGUUUUUGUUUUUUAAUCAAAUAAGUUGUCUUCUCAAAGUGGAUUUCCUAUCAUUUCGGAGCACGGAAGCACACACAAGCUCUUUACAAAUUCUGCUCUCCAUCAGAAAUACUGCCUCAAAAAUUGUAUAUAAAAGAGUUGUAAUCCCCAUAAAGUAUUUCUAGCACAAGGUAUAUGUUGGCAUAUAUACAAAAAAAAAGAAUAUAGAAAAACGAUAUUUUCGUAAACAUCUUGGAUUGAGAAAAAAAUAUAUCUUAAAAUAAGACUUUACUAUAUUGAAUCUUUUUCAAUAAAAAUUACAUGAUUACGCCUUAUGGAAGCAACUGUACAUAAAGUAUAAAGUAUUUAUAUUUGGUUCCACAGCCAUUUGCUAAAUUCCCAUAGUAGAAUGAAAUGAUUCAUGAAUUAUCCAUUAAUCUCUGGGACCUGAGUAAAAACUGGAGAAGGUAAAUCUGUUCAAUGCCUUUAGCUAAUUAAGAGGACACAAGCAGACUUCAGAGACAGACCACAGGUCACUGAGAUCAUUCUCUUCACCAAAACCACAAGCAGUGAGUGAUGGGCCGUGGGGAAGGCUUAA
Arvicanthis niloticus (Nile rat) is the source of this 6359-nucleotide messenger RNA. The record is from RefSeq and is a predicted model, not a curated record. NCBI's taxonomy places the organism in Eukaryota, Metazoa, Chordata, Mammalia, Rodentia, Muridae.